Messenger RNA from Gordionus sp. m RMFG-2023, 2941 nucleotides. Its product is annotated as RNA-binding protein 15-like. Bases 65 to 2578 code for a protein of 837 amino acids. Gene Ontology annotation, molecular function: mRNA binding. The transcript has 2 exons. Gene Ontology annotation, cellular component: nucleus. Gene Ontology annotation, biological process: regulation of alternative mRNA splicing, via spliceosome. NCBI's taxonomy places the organism in Eukaryota, Metazoa, Nematomorpha, Gordioida, Chordodea, Parachordodidae. The record is from RefSeq and is a predicted model, not a curated record.
GUUUACGUGAGAUUUCAACGUUCUAAAAUUUAUUACAACUUGCUUUAUAAUAUAAUAGAGUUUUAUGCCGCCUCCAUCAAUAUCUUACAGAUCUCUAUGUAUUAGUGAAAUUAACAGAAGUAUAAGUGACAAUUCGCUCAAAGAAGAAAUCUACAAAAAAUUUGAAAAGUUUGGAGAUUUUUUUAAUAUUAAAAUAUCAUUCUUCAAUAAUCAACGAGUUGCUUAUAUCAAUUUUACAUAUGAUGAAGAUGCAAGAAGAGCAUGUCAAGAAUUUCACAGUUUGCAUUUAUUUGGAAGAUCAGUUAAAGUUGAGCCUGUCCCUAUUAAAACUAGAAAUAGGUAUAGAGAUAGCAGAAGUCCCCCUAGCCCAUAUUUUAGAAAAAGAAUUACUGAGGAAUCACCUACAUCAUACUCAUCCUUGAAUCAUGAGAUACGCUCUACUGCUCAAAAACCAUACAGAGAAGAAUACUAUGAUGAAUAUUCACCCAAAGAAUUCUAUUACAGGGAGCAACCUAUGAAACCCCGGUAUGUUGAUGAAUUUGUUCAUGAAGAAGAUUAUAGAAACCAUCAAUCAUUUAAACCUAUCAAAUACAAAAAUGAAUGGUUUUAUCCAUUAGACGCAACAAGAAGUUUAUUUAUUGGUAGUAUACCAGAGGAUAUUACAGAAGAUGAUUUGUAUAAAAUAUUCAAGCCAUUUGGUCCUAUAACAGAUGUUGACAUAAAAAGGGCCACAAAAGGAAAAAAUAACACUUAUGCAUUUGUCAAAUUUUUUACAUUAGACUAUGCGCUUAAAGCUAGAGAGGAAAUGCAAGGCCAACUUAUAGGAAAAAUACCAUGUAAAAUUGGAUUUGGAAAGCCUACACCAACAAAAAAGCUAUGGAUUGGAGGAUUAGGCACAUGGACAACUCUUGGUUUGCUGGAGAGAGAAUUUGAUAAAUUUGGACCCAUUCUUAAGAUUGAUUAUUUAAAAGGAGAUUCUUUUGCAUUUAUAUUAUAUGACACAGUAGAUUCAGCUGAAAUUGCUUAUCAUGAGAUGAAGGGUAUAGAAUUAGCAGCUGAACUUUCCCCAAAUACUAGAAUAAUGACAGAUUUUUCAGACACAAAAAGUACUUUUUAUGAUGGCACAGGUGUUAGCAAUUUCCUUGAAUCAUAUCACAAACCUGUUAAUUAUCUCACCACUAUACGUAGGCAACCACCACCUCACAAAAGCUCUGGCUAUUAUGCAGAUGGAAGGGAAAUGAUUUACGAAACCCAGGAAUAUGAAUACAAAAGGGUUCCCAAAAAACACAGAUCUCCUCGUUAUGAAAUGGCUGAAAGGGAGGAAGGAGAAAUGGCAGAAGAUGGUGAGGCACAUCCAUCAAUGAAAAGAAAAUCUAAAAAAAAUGUCUCUGUAUCUCCCCCACCAAAGAGAAAUAGGUCUGCCAGCUCUGAAUACUAUGAAUCCCAUGAAAGAAAGCGAACUGUCCGUGAUGGCAAUAAAUUUAAUUCUGGCUCCCAUAAAAAACGAGAAAGAAAUGGGGAACAAAAUGCACCUCCACCCAAAAACAAUCCGAAUGAUGUUUAUUUUAGUGGAUCCUCCAGUCGAAGCAAAAGUAGCUCCUCAUACCAAAGUAAUUCAAACAAAUCAUCUCCACAUGCCAAUGAUAAUCAUGGUAAAAAAGUUAAAAAAACUCAUACUAGUUCACAAAAGCCGCACAAAAAUAGGCAGGAAAAAAGUAAUGCAAAAACAGGGGAAAAAUAUCACAGGGGCUCAUCUUCUGCCAGCAGCCACAGUAAAAGCCCAUCAGACAUGUCACACAAAGCUAGUCCAAACAAGAAAAGACCUAAUAAUGUUAAUAAUAAUGAGAGCGAAACUUUAAAAAAUAAUAAAUCACUCCUAGGCAAAACAACAUUGGAGAUGGAAACAAGCGAGAGAGAAAGGAUUACUAAAUGCACUUCUUUGGAUUCCUUGCUAAAAAUGCUUGAACCAUCAGCAUGGACAGGUGAUUUUACUAUCAAAAAUAGUGCUUUUCCUCUAUCCCUAUAUCAUGUCAAAAAGGGGGACCCCAUAUUUGCUAAAACUCAGGUCCUUCCAUCUCUUCAUAAACAAUCUGAGCUUCAAAUAGUACAAAGAUUUAGGCUUGAUUCCUCAAAGAUUGAUGAUAUGGCAAAACUUAUUAAUAAAAAUAGUAUCUAUAAUAGUAUAAACAUGGCAGCCAAUUCUAUAAAAAUUGACCCAGAGGAUGUUCAUUGCAUAUUUUUGGCCCUUGACAGGUCUCCCAAAGAAUCCUCUACCAAUAAUGAUAAAAUAGAUCCAAAAUCCCAUAAAAGACUUCUCAAAGAUCUUAUCCAUUAUUUGAAACAAAAGAAUGCAGCUGGAGUAGUUUUCCUAGAUCAGAGUCCUCCAGGGUUGGAGCAGUCAGAUGAACAUGGUAAUGAUAACAUUUUGUAUGCUUUUCCUCCCUGUGAAUUUACCAAGCAAUUUUUCAGCAUUAAUUUCCCAAAUAUCUUGUUGCCCGGUGAAGAUGGUGGUGGUAGCAGUAUUCAAUAUUAUCUUUUGAUUGUCAUUUUAAAAGGGGCUUCCAAAAAGAAGCAUUAAUUAUGAUCAAGGGUAGAGCUACUAUAUCACAUUAAUUUUAUCAUUAUAAUUGAAAAGUUUCUUCUCAUUCAAAGGUUUUUUUAGAAAAAAUUGCUUUCACAAAGUUGGUAAGCCAAUAUUACUCUUACAUAUAUUUUUUAUGUUUUGAUUUCUUGUUUAAAUAGUUUUACAUUAUUAAUUUCUUUAUGUAAUUUAGUUAUUCACCUUUUUUUGUCACCAUUUAUUAUAGUGUACACAGAUAAGACACCCUAACAUUUUGAUUUUCAAAUAUUAUGUUUUAUAUAAGUAAAAAUUAAAAUUUAACAAAUAUAAAUAUAUAUUUAGAUUUAUUCGUGCAGAUAUAUUCAUCAAGUUAUUUUAUCC